Molecule: messenger RNA, 1912 nt
Organism: Cebus imitator (Panamanian white-faced capuchin)
Lineage: Eukaryota; Metazoa; Chordata; Mammalia; Primates; Cebidae
Gene: TSSK6
Product: testis specific serine kinase 6
Exons: 1
Coding region: 686-1507 (273 amino acids)
Biological process (GO): microtubule cytoskeleton organization; intracellular signal transduction; protein phosphorylation
Cellular component (GO): cytoplasm
Molecular function (GO): ATP binding; protein serine/threonine kinase activity; tau-protein kinase activity
Source: RefSeq, a predicted model, not a curated record
GAGUGCUCAGACGGCUGACCCUGGGUUCGAAUGCGCAGCUAGGCUGCAAGCUGAUGAGUCUUUAUUCCCUCUUUCCCCCAGACAGGGCGUGACUCAGUCGCUAGGACCCCCUGGCUCUUGCAUCAAAGGCCCUUGCGUUCACUUUGUUUCUGGGGUGUUGCGCAGGCCAGUCAGAAACUCCGAGCUCCCGAGAGAGCCAGGUGCCCCAGUUAAGGCCUCUUUCCCCGUUUUCGCCCUCGCUAGGGACUCUACCGGAAGCCCAGGGCUCGACGCAGUCACGGGCUGGGUACAUGAUGUUGGGGAGCAGCUGCUGCUCGAUUUCGGACUCACCCCAAUCCCAGGAACGGAUUCUGCUCCCUGGUGGUGGUGGGUAUCCCUUGCUAGUGGCCUCUCAUCGGAAACUGACCAUUCAGGGUGAUUAUGAGUCACAAAGCAGGGAGGCUAGGGUGGCCCCGGGGCGGGGUCCAGGACCCCCACCCCAAGGCGGAGUGACGCCUGAGGUCACUUCACAAGGCAAAAAUUGUUACGGGGCAAUAAAAGGCAUAACAGCGGUCAAGGAGCGGCAGAGGGCACAUGGGGGUGCGGGGGUGCAGGUGCCAAGCGCCAUGGGUUAGACCCGAGAUUGGAGUCCGGCCGCCCCCCGACAGCAGCCGCCUCCUGCUCCGCGUGCGCCCCAGGCGCCACCAUGUCGGGUGACAAACUCCUGAGCGAACUCGGUUAUAAGCUGGGCCGCACAAUUGGAGAGGGCAGCUAUUCCAAGGUGAAGGUGGCCACGUCCAAGAAGUACAAGGGUACCGUGGCCAUCAAGGUUGUGGACCGGCGGCGGGCGCCCCCGGACUUCGUCAACAAGUUCCUGCCUCGAGAGCUGUCCAUCCUGCGGGGCGUGCGGCACCCUCACAUCGUGCACGUCUUCGAGUUCAUUGAGGUAUGCAACGGCAAGCUGUACAUUGUGAUGGAAGCUGCCGCCACCGACCUACUGCAGGCCGUACAGCGCAACGGGCGCAUCCCCGGAGUGCAGGCGCGUGACCUCUUCGCGCAGAUCGCCGGCGCCGUGCGCUACCUGCACGAUCACCACCUGGUGCACCGCGACCUCAAGUGCGAAAACGUGCUGCUGAGCCCGGACGAGCGCCGCGUCAAGCUCACCGACUUCGGCUUCGGCCGCCAAGCUCACGGAUACCCAGACCUGAGCACCACCUACUGCGGCUCCGCCGCCUACGCGUCACCCGAGGUGCUCCUGGGUAUCCCCUACGACCCCAAAAAGUACGAUGUGUGGAGCAUGGGCGUCGUGCUCUACGUCAUGGUCACCGGGUGCAUGCCCUUCGACGACUCGGACAUCGCCGGUCUGCCCCGGCGCCAGAAGCGCGGCGUGCUCUACCCCGAAGGCCUGGAGCUCUCCGAGCGCUGCAAGGCGAUGAUCGCCGAGCUGCUGCAGUUCAGCCCGUCCGCCAGGCCCUCGGCAGGCCAGGUAGCGCGUAACUGCUGGCUGCGCGCCGGGGACUCGGGCUAGAAGCCCAGGUUCCCGCAAUUCCUGCAGCCGAGGACACUUAGCCAGCGCAGCGGACGCACGAGAGGCGCGUUUCGCGGGAACCCACGAAGCUGCCGCGCGUUACUGCGCAUGCGCCUUCUCGCUUCCCCUUCCCUCCCCUCCCUCCUCUCCCUCCCCUCCCUCCCACGGCGCAGGCCGCAGUAGCGCCUGUUCAGACUCCAAGUCUUACAUGAACCGGAGAGCUGGAGGCGCAUGCGCAUCCGUGCGUCCCAGCGACCGGGCCCCGUGAGGGACGAGACCAGAGGGGACAGAAGCGUUGCGUCUGCGCGGAACGAGCUCGGGCUCUGAGCGGAGGGCGUCCCUUCCCCAACCAGCUGAGGGUGCCAGGUUCCCGAUUGGAACCUGCAAUAAACUCGCUGUUCCUUG